AUGUCUGCUGAUAAUAUUCUCAAUCGUCUUACACAAGAAGAUGAAAAUAAACAAAAUUUAAAUAUAAAAAGCAAUGAUAAUAAUAAUGCUAGAAAUAUGACAUCUGAAAAUGAUAUAUUAGUUAAAUUGCCAUCACUUCAGGAAAAAGUGUCACUAAAAUAUUUUCAACAAAAUGCACAGUUAAAAUAUCGUCUCAAUCAACAACUAAAAACAUUUGGUGGUGAUCUAGCAAAGUUAUCAUUAUCUAUUAACGAUAUCAAUGAAGAAAUUAGAAAACUAAAAGAUAACUAUACACAAAUAGAUCCUGAUUUCACAUCUUUAACAACUAAUGAUUUUACCAAUGAUGAAGUUAAUACAAAAAAUGAAAUAAAAACGUUAUUAACAGAUGUUAAUAAAAACAUUGAAUAG
Molecule: messenger RNA, 408 nt
Organism: Didymodactylos carnosus
Lineage: Eukaryota; Metazoa; Rotifera; Eurotatoria; Philodinida; Philodinidae
Source: the annotation of a GenBank genome assembly